Neolamprologus brichardi is the source of this 761-nucleotide messenger RNA. The record is from RefSeq and is a predicted model, not a curated record. NCBI's taxonomy places the organism in Eukaryota, Metazoa, Chordata, Actinopteri, Cichliformes, Cichlidae.
GUCAGUCACAGGUGAGUAGCAGCAGCGUGGAGUCUGGGCCCUCUGGUUAUUACUACCAGGGUGUGUGGCGAGCACUAGGUGGCACUACAGUUUCUCAGUUCAACACUUCCUCAGCCAUCACUCAGUGCCUCAAAGGCAAGGUGGUUCACCUGUAUGGAGACUCCACCAUCAGACAGUGGUUUGAAUACCUUAACACAGCACUACCAGAUCUUAAGGAAUUCAUCCUGCAAAAUUCGAAGCAAGUUGGACCGUUUAUGACCCUGGACUAUGCAAACAACAUCUUGGUGACAUACCGCUGCCAUGGCCCUCCUAUUCGAUUUAGUAAUGUCCCAACCAGUGAACUCCGCCAUAUUGCCAACGAGUUAGACAACGUGGUUGGAGGCAGGAACACCAUUGUAGUUCUUGGCAUCUGGUCACACCUCAGUACUUUCCCUGUUGAGGUCUACAUCCGGCGGCUACAGGGAAUCCGCAGGGCAGUGGUGAGGUUGCUGUCCAGGGCUCCAAGCACACUGGUUGUCAUUCGAACCGCAAACCCGAAAGCUCUGACGCUCUAUGAGACACUUACUAACAGCGACUGGUACUCGCUGCAGCGGGACAAGGUGCUCAGGGCCAUGUUUAAAGGAUUGAAUGUCCAUCUGGUGGAUGCCUGGGAGAUGGUCGUGGCCCACAACCUGCCACACAGCCUCCACCCACAACCUCCCAUUAUCAAAAAUAUGAUUAAUGUUCUUUUGUCCUACAUAUGCCCUAAAAAGGGAGCUUAG